This is a messenger RNA of Glycine soja, 2862 nucleotides long. Its product is annotated as linoleate 9S-lipoxygenase-like. Gene Ontology annotation, molecular function: oxidoreductase activity, acting on single donors with incorporation of molecular oxygen, incorporation of two atoms of oxygen; protein binding; metal ion binding. The record is from RefSeq and is a predicted model, not a curated record. Gene Ontology annotation, biological process: lipid oxidation. Lineage: Eukaryota; Viridiplantae; Streptophyta; Magnoliopsida; Fabales; Fabaceae. The transcript has 9 exons. Bases 91 to 2691 code for a protein of 866 amino acids.
GCUCGUGUUCCUCACAAGCCACAGGCUUAAUCUUCUCUAGUUAAAAAAAGAAAAGCUACAGUGUAACGUUGUUACUUGUUGAAAGCAAAGAUGUUUCCAGUUGUGUCGGGUAUCUUUAACAGGGGCCAGAAGCUAAAGGGGACAGUGGUGUUGAUGCGUAAGAAUGUGUUGGACAUCAACGCCCUCACCUCUGCUCAAAGUGCCACUGGUAUUAUCGGCGGCGCCAUCGGUGCCGUCGGUGAUAUCAUUGGCACCGGAGUUGACACCCUCACCUCCUUUCUGGGCAGAUCAGUGGCCCUCAAGUUGAUCAGUGCCACCAGUGCUGAUUCAACCGGAAAGGGAAAGGUUGGAAAGCAAACUUUUCUGGAAGGUCUUGUUGCUUCCUUACCAACCUUGCGAGCUGGAGAGUCUGCAUUGGAUAUUCACUUUGAAUGGGACAGUGACAUGGGAAUUCCUGGAGCAUUCUACAUAGAGAAUUUCAUGCAAGUUGAAUUCUUCCUUGUGAGUUUGACUCUUGAAGACGUUCCUAACCAUGGAACCAUCCACUUUGUUUGCAACUCAUGGGUUUACAAUGCAAAAAUGUACAAAAACACUCGUAUCUUUUUUACCAACAAGACAUACCUUCCAAGUGAAACACCGGGUCCACUAGUGAAGUACAGAGAAGAAGAAUUGAAGACUUUGAGAGGAGAUGGAACAGGACAGCGCAAAGAACAUGAAAGGAUCUAUGAUUAUGAUGUCUACAAUGAUUUGGGAACACCCGAAAAGGACAAUUUGGCUCGCCCGGUUCUCGGGGGGUCCACCUUGCCUUACCCUCGCAGAGGAAGAACUGGUAGAAACAAAUCUAAAAAAGAUCCUAAAAGUGAGAUUCGCAGCGACUCUGUUUACAUUCCGAGGGAUGAGUCAUUUGGUCACUUGAAGUCAUCAGAUUUCCUUGCUUAUAUACUCAAAUCUGCAUCUCAAAAUGUGAUACCUCAAUUACAAUCUGCACUUAGACUACAAUUCAACCAGCCUGAGUUUACUAGCUUUGACGACGUGCGCGGACUCUAUGAUGGUGGGAUUAAGUUGCCUACUGAUGCACUUAGCAAGCUUAGUCCUAUACCAUUGUUCACUGAACUCUUCAGAACUGAUGGGGAACAGGUCCUUAAGUUUCCCACACCUAAAGUAAUUCAAGUGAAUCUGUCUGGAUGGAUGACUGAUGAAGAGUUUGCAAGAGAGAUGAUUGCUGGAGUAAAUCCACACAUUAUUAAGAAACUUGAGGAGUUCCCACCAAAGAGCAAGCUAGAUAGCCAACUUUACGGUGAUAAUACCAGCACAAUAACCAAAGAAAACUUAGAGCCUAACUUGGGUGGACUCACUGUAGAACAGGCUAUCCAAAACAACAAAUUGUUCAUACUAGACCAUCAUGACACACUAAUUCCAUAUUUGAGGAGAAUAAACGCAACUGAGACAAAGGCCUAUGCUACUAGAACCAUCCUUUUCUUGCAAGAUAAUGGAACUUUAAAGCCAUUGGCCAUUGAACUAAGUAAACCACAUCCUCAGGGUGAUAAUUUUGGCCCUGUUAGUGAUGUUUACCUUCCAGCAGAACAAGGUGUUGAAGCUUCUAUUUGGCUACUUGCCAAGGCUUAUGUGAUCGUAAAUGACUCUUGCUACCACCAGCUUGUCAGCCAUUGGUUAAACACUCAUGCAGUUGUUGAGCCAUUCGUGAUAGCAACAAACAGGCAUCUUAGUGUUGUGCACCCUAUUCACAAACUUCUUCUUCCACACUAUCGCGACACAAUGAACAUCAAUGCCCUUGCUAGGAAUGUCCUGGUGAAUGCUGAGGGUAUUAUAGAAUCAACAUUCUUCUGGGGAAAAUAUGCUUUGGAAAUGUCUGCUGUUGUAUACAAGGAUUGGGUUUUCCCUGAGCAGGCACUACCUGCUGAUCUUGUUAAGAGAGGUGUGGCUGUUGAGGAUUCAUCUUCUCCACAUGGUCUUCGUCUUUUGAUAGAGGACUAUCCUUAUGCUGCUGAUGGAUUAGAGAUAUGGGCUACUAUCAAGUCAUGGGUCCAAGAAUAUGUCUCUUUCUACUACAAGUCAGAUGCUGCUAUUGCACAAGAUGCUGAACUCCAAGCCUUUUGGAAAGAACUAGUAGAGGUUGGCCACGGUGACAAGAAAAAUGAGCCAUGGUGGGGGAAGAUGAAAACUCGCCAAGAGUUGAUUGAAUCUUGCACCACACUCAUUUGGACUGCUUCAGCCCUUCAUGCAGCUGUUAAUUUUGGACAAUAUCCUUAUGGUGGCUAUAUCCUUAACCGGCCAACUCUUAGCAGGCGAUUCAUGCCUGAGAUAGGGUCCCCUGAGUAUGAUGAGCUUGCUAAGAACCCUCAGAAGGCAUAUUUGAAAACAAUUACAGGGAAGAGUGAUGCCCUUAAAGACCUUACAAUUAUAGAGGUCUUGUCAAGGCAUGCUUCCGAUGAGUUGUACCUUGGACAGAGAGAUGGUGGUGAAUUUUGGACUUUUGACAAAGAGCCAUUAGAGGCCUUCAAGAGGUUUGGAAAGAAGUUGGCAGAAAUUGAGCAAAAGCUCAUCCAAAGGAACAAUGAUGAGACACUGAGGAACCGAUACGGCCCAGUGCAGAUGCCCUACACAUUGCUUUAUCCUUCUAGUGAAGAAGGGUUGACUUGCAGAGGCAUUCCUAACAGCAUCUCCAUCUAAAGAGGUUUAUGGUUGUGUUGCAAUUUAAAUAAAAGAUGAGGUGUAAUUCCUUCAUUCCCGUGUAUAGUUAUUAUGUAUGUUUGGAUGCUUUGAUGUUUUGCUUUAAUAAAUUUUCUCUGUUUCUACUUUGUACCAUGCUAGAUUUACAAUAUGAAGUGAAGCUUUCAUGCA